CAAUUCAAGUAAUAUCUUUAGGGUAAACAAAAAAAAAGGAGAGAAAUGAAAGGAAAAAAAAAUAACUUAAUAUAUGCAGGACGGGCCUAAAAUGUUUGCCAUUCAGUAAACUUUGUAAGACAGGAGAUAUACUAAAUGAUAGUCAUGCAGAGAUUAUUGCUCGUAGAGGAUUUAUAAAAUAUUUGCUUGAUCAAAUCAAACAACAACAAAAUGGCUCAGGACCUUUUAUUUUAAAAAAUAAUACUUUAGUUCAACACUCUGAUUAUUCCUUUCACAUGUACAUUAGUCAAUCACCAUGUGGAGAUGCUUCAAUGAAUGCUUUAGCUAGUUUACAAACGACAGAAUCCUUUGAAUUAUUUGAAGCUGGAAAAAAGCGAAAGAGAACGACAGUAGAAGACUAUCCCUUCUUAAUAGAGAAUAUUUAUAAAAAUAAGAAGAGAUUGAAAACAUCUGAAAUAAAUGAAAAGGAGCAAUUUCAAAGAGGCAGAUUUGGCUUUAAUCAACUUGGGAUCUUACGAACAAAGCCAGGUCGACUUGAUUCUGAACCUACUCUUUGUAUGUCUUGUAGUGACAAGUUGGCAAGAUGGAAUGUUUUAGGUUUACAAUCUGCACUACUUUCAAAGUUCUAUGAUCCUAUUUAUUUAAGCUCGAUCAUUGUUGGUGAUAUGUUUGAUAAAGACGCUUUAGAAAGAGCAUUAUUCAAAAGAAUUAAAGAUAUUAAAGGUUUGCCUGUACCUUAUAGAUUAAAUAAGCCGGCUAUUUUCUCAACUGAAAUUCAAUAUGAAGCAUCAAAAUUGAAUUUGGAAUCCACUGGAAAAUAUAAAGCAGUGAUCCCUUGUGGGACUGCUAUAUCUUGGGUAAUUGGAAUGCCAAAAUCUGAAGUAUUCGUGAAUGGUAGUAAACAAGGUGCCCCAAAGAAUAAGCCUUUAAAUUCCAAAACAAGACCUUCUAUCUGCAAAAGAGGCUUAUACCAAAAGUUAAGUGAGAUUGAAAAUGAUAUACCAAAUAUAAGUUAUUUAAAUUGGAAAAUGAAUCAUUCAGGAGAAUAUCAAAAAGCAAAAUAUUGUCUUUUAGAUCAAGUCUUUGACACUUGGGUACAAAAACCUUCAGAGUAUGAUGAUUUUACAAUAUAAAAGCAUUAUUGAAAUGUGUCAUUAUAUUUCUUAUUAGUUAACGUUUCUCUACUGCUAAAGAUAACGUUAUUUUCUCCUUUUCACCCCCCCUUUUUUUUACCGCCUUUUUUUUUCUCCUUUUUAUUAUUAUUAUUAUUUGUUUAUAUGUGUAUACAUACAUAUAUACUGCUUAUAUACAUUAAUUGGCUCUCUCUCCCCCUUUUUUUUU
Molecule: messenger RNA, 1341 nt
Organism: Cokeromyces recurvatus
Lineage: Eukaryota; Fungi; Mucoromycota; Mucoromycetes; Mucorales; Mucoraceae
Product: adenosine deaminase/editase
Exons: 6
Coding region: 276-1133 (285 amino acids)
Biological process (GO): adenosine to inosine editing; RNA processing
Cellular component (GO): cytoplasm; nucleolus
Molecular function (GO): tRNA-specific adenosine deaminase activity; double-stranded RNA adenosine deaminase activity; double-stranded RNA binding
Source: RefSeq, a predicted model, not a curated record